Cucurbitaria berberidis CBS 394.84 is the source of this 678-nucleotide messenger RNA. RefSeq lists its product as uncharacterized. The transcript has 2 exons. NCBI's taxonomy places the organism in Eukaryota, Fungi, Ascomycota, Dothideomycetes, Pleosporales, Cucurbitariaceae. The coding region runs from base 1 to 678 and encodes 225 amino acids. The record is from RefSeq and is a predicted model, not a curated record.
AUGACUGAGACCGUGAAAGAGUUGGAGGAACGACAGGCUAAGCACCAGGCGAGCCUGUUGCCAUUGACCUUCUAUGGAAGUCACCGUGGGCACAAAAAAUCGAAUUUCGACAUGGAACAUUCCGAAAGCACUUCUCAGCCAUCACUCCGAAUUCCUCCGCGCGGCCUGCAACGGACCUUGGGGCUUGAGAACAAGAUAUGCCUGCCAGAAUGCGAUCCUCAAUACUUCCAGAUCUUUGUGCAGUGGAUCUACUUCGGCAACCUUCCUACUUUUCUCGAAUUUACAGAACAUGUGAGAUUCUCUAGAGGCUUUCCCCUCUGGGUCAUGGGCGAUAUGCUUAUGGCUCAGUCGUUCAAGGGCCACGCCAUGGAAAAGAUAUAUCGCCGUGUGAGGUGUGCCUGGCUCUGUAAGAUCAUGGCGAAUGAGGUAGAAUACUGUUGGAACCACACUACCCCGGGCAGCCUCCUUCGCAAAUUCACUGUGGACCUAGUGGCCCAGGAUGUCAUGCAUAAUACCUUUAUUGGAAAGUCCAAGGAGUGGCAGCAACUCCUCCAAACACACUCAGAUCUUCAAUGCGAGGUACUGUCCACUAUAGCCAAGUCGACCCCGAACAGGUCCGGAGAGCCUGAGUACAAGCCAGUGUCGGAGUAUCUGGAGGAUCCAAAAGCAGAAGAGUAA